AUGAGUGGAUCCGAUUACACAAGUCUCAACCAGACCCUCGUCUUUAACUCUGGGAGCCAGCAAAUGUGUGUGGACAUAGGCAUUCUGGAUGACUCUGUCACCGAACAGACAGAGGUGUUCUCUAUUAGCCUGGAGAGCGUGAGUGGAGAAGGAAUCUUCAACCAGUCGGCCAUGGUGUCCAUCCUGGAUGACGAUAUUGUGUUUGAAUUCACAAAUAUACCAUUUACGGGUGUGUACAUCUUGUCGGAGAGCUUUGGGUUUGGUGAGAUUUGUGUGGGGACAAUGGGAAUCCUGAGUCGUGAGGUCAUUGUCACACUAAACACAUCGGACGUGACUGCCACCAGUCCUGACGACUACACUUCAACCACAGUGGACCUUGUGUUCAGUAUGAGCACGACCCAGAUUUGCAUCAACAUAGCACUGGUGGAAGACCUGACUGUUGAGAGUGUGGAGGAAUUCAGUGUGAGACUGAGUUCAAGUGACCUAGCUGUCUCGUUUGCAAUGGAAGAGGCCCAAGUCUUCAUUAGUGAUGCAACCACUUUUGUACUGGGAUUUAUGCCAGUCGACUACAGAGUACAAGAGUCCAGUGGAUCUGUAGAAGUCUGCGUGGCUCAGACUUCAUCUCCUCCCGUCCAGUUUGCAAGAGAUGUCCCUCUCCUUUUCAACACCUUUAACGGCAUGGCUUCUGCUCCAAUGGAUUUCACUGCAGUGGUGAACGAAAUGGUUGACUUCCCCUCCACCAGUUGCCUCACAAUAACCAUCAUUGAUGAUGGUGUAGUUGAGCCUGACGAAUCAUUUACUGUGGCAGUGACCUCCAACGACCCAGCAGUCAUUCUGGGAGACGAUGUGGCUACAGUCACUAUCGCAGAUGUCGAGGCUCCAAUAGGAAUAGAGUUUCCACUUUAUGAAGUCGGAGAGGCUGAUGGUUUUCAGGAGGUGUGUGUCGUGGCCAACGGUGCACUGAGUCAGGAUGUACAGGUGGUUCUACGGUCGCAAGACAUCUCUGCUAAUGCUGGACCCAACGGUGACUAUGUGGCAGUUGAAAGUUUCCUUACUCUCAUGGCUGGUAGUAGCCCCAGGGCCUGUGUGAAUGUGGGAAUCACGAGCGACCUAGCUGACGAAAUAAACGAGAGGUUCAGGAUCAAUAUGGCCGUUGUCGGCAGUCUCUGGCCAACAUUUAGGACCACAACGGAAGUAGUCAUCAAUGAUGAUGAUGUGGUUCAGGUUGGCUUUGAUCCACAGGAGUACACUGCCACUGAGGGAUUAGAUGACACUGUCAGAGUGUGUGUCAGUCUUGACAGACCUCUGCAGAGGGACGGAGUUAUGGUCCAGGUCAGCACUGCUGAUGGGAGCGCUCAAGAUGCUGUUGACUACAUCAGCACCACCCAGACACUUGUGUUCAAUUCUGGUGACCUGGAGAUGUGUGUGGACAUAGUAAUAGUGGACGAUGAUCUGAGUGAGCAACCAGAGACUUUCUCCAUCAACCUCCAGAGUCUGUCGGGAGAACCACUCAGCAACUCCAUGGCCGGCGUGACGAUACUCAGCAACGAUGAAGGUUAG
Messenger RNA from Geodia barretti, 1560 nucleotides. NCBI's taxonomy places the organism in Eukaryota, Metazoa, Porifera, Demospongiae, Tetractinellida, Geodiidae. The record is from the annotation of a GenBank genome assembly.